Messenger RNA from Girardinichthys multiradiatus, 1663 nucleotides. Its product is annotated as zinc finger protein 239-like. Lineage: Eukaryota; Metazoa; Chordata; Actinopteri; Cyprinodontiformes; Goodeidae. Gene Ontology annotation, biological process: regulation of transcription by RNA polymerase II. The transcript has 2 exons. The record is from RefSeq and is a predicted model, not a curated record. The coding region runs from base 218 to 1285 and encodes 355 amino acids. Gene Ontology annotation, molecular function: RNA polymerase II cis-regulatory region sequence-specific DNA binding; DNA-binding transcription factor activity, RNA polymerase II-specific.
CGAGCGGCUAACUGCUGCUGCUGAGGAGAUCUUCGGAGUGUUUGAGAGAACCAUCGUCCAGUACGAAGAAGAGAUGGACCGUCAGCGCAGACUGCUGGAUGUCACCUGGAAACCGUAGGUCCACCUGGACAGGACAGAACUUCCACAGCAUUUUCUCUGUAAGAAAGAGGUGAUUCAUGCUGACCUGCAGAUCAGGAACCAGGGGAUUAAUUCCAACAUGGACCAAAAGGAUACGCAAGGUACAGAGAUUGAAGAUGAGCAUGAUGAACCAGAUGUUCCACAGGUUAAAGAGGAACAUGAAGAGCUCUGUGUCACUCAGAAGGAAGAGAACCUGGUUCUAAAGCAGGAAGCUAAGACCCUGACGAUGACUUCCUCUCGUGAAGGAAGUUUGAACUCGGAACCAGACCAGGACCAGCUCCUGUCUGAGAGCAAACCUGAAGCCAAAAUCCAAGAUCAGGAUGGAAGCAGGUCUAAAGACUAUGGAUCAUCUGGAAGUACAGAGCUGCAGGGGACAAAGAACCAGAGCAAAGCUGAAGGGAGAAACUGGUCUCUGAAAUGUGACGUUUGUGGAAAAAUGUUCACCAAAGCCUCUAAAUUAAUGUCUCAUUACAGAAGCCACACGAAUGAAAAACCAUAUUCCUGUAAAACCUGUAAGAAAGCCUUCCGAGAGAAGCAUAACAUGUUGGUCCACACGAGGAUGCACACGGACGAGAAGCCGUUUUCCUGUAAAAUAUGCGGCCGAAAUUUCCGCUUUAGGAGCAGUUUCCUGAGUCACAGUACAACCCACUCAGACGAGAGGCCGUACUUCUGCCAAACCUGUGGAAAAACAUUUUCCCAUGUGUCAUCGCUCAAAAAGUACAUGAUGAUCCACACCGGCGAAAAGCCACAUUCCUGCGGAACUUGUGAGAAAGGCUUUAGCAACCGCAGCCACUUGUUGCGCCACAUGAUGGUUCACACUGGGGACAGGCCAUACCUGUGCCCGACCUGCGGGAAAGGCUUCACCAGCGGCAACCACUUCCGAAGGCACGUCAUGACCCACACGGGUGAGAAGCCGUUUGGCUGCGACACAUGCGGCGUGCGCUUCAAGCGCAGAAGCAGCAUGUCCCGUCACGUCAGGAAUCACACAGACGACAAGCCGCACUUCUGCAAAACCUGCGGGAAGACCUUCUCUCUGCAGUCGGCGCUGUCCAAGCACACGCGUGUCCAUACGGGCUCGAGGCCUCAUGCAUGCAGCACGUGUGGGAAAGGCUUCAUGAGGAGGGAUCACCUGAGGUGCCACAUUUAGAUUCACAUGGGACAGGCUGCAGCUGAGCUGCAGGAAGAAACCAACCAGUGAUUACAAAACAUUCUGCUUCUCGCGCCUUAAAGCUGCGCUUCAACAAUAUGAAUAGGAGAUAUUCUGUUCUUAAACAUGGUGUUCCUCAUCUCUCUGAUGAUUUUUCUUAUUUGAGUUCUGAAGUUUGUGUUUCCUCUUGUUUGAAAGGAGGAAAAAGGAGCAAAGCAGAAGGUUUUCAGUUUGGAAUCUCUGUUUUUUUUAUCCAAAUUGUUGUAAAUGUUCCAGCUGAAGCAGUAAUAUUGUCUGGAGUGAAUACAUUUCGGGUAUCUUUUUUUUGGAGGUGGUUCAUUUUGUUGACAGUUUUUUAAAUAAAUGUAUUUAAAAUCA